AUGGUUGAAGACUUGGAUGCUUCGCAGAGGAGUCUGAUACAUACUUGCUUGCAGUUUUAUGACCCUCAGUUGUGUUGCUUCACUUUUCAGGAUUUCCAGUUGGCUCCUUUAUUGGAAGAGUAUGCUAUGAUCUUGGGUGUUCCUCUACAGCAUUGUGUCCCUUUCAACUCCGAUAUACCUCCUCCAGAGCAUAAGGAUAUUGCUAAGGCUCUUCAUCUGGAAGUGUUUGUUGUGAAGGAAAAUCUCUCUUCUAAGGGAGGUCUGUCUGGUUUUCAUCUGGAUUUUGUGGUAAACAAAGCCGAAGAGUGUGCUGCUCAAGGCAAUUGGGAGGCUGUGGGUGCUCUGUUAGCAUUGAGUGUCUAUGGUAUUAUGCUAUUCACCGAUGAACCGAGGUUCGUAAGUAUGAGUGCUAUCCAUAUCUUUCUGCUAAAAAACCUGGUUCCCACCCUUCUUGGUGAUUUCUAUUUUUCGGUGCACAAUAAGAAUGAGAAGAGACGAGGGAGACUGGUCAGAUGUUGCGCUCCAUUGUUCCUUAAGUGGCUCGUGGGGCACUUGCCAAAUAACGAUGCUUUUCUGAAUCCGCAUCAAGCCAGGAAUUGGGCUAGAAGGUUGGUUGUCUUGACUGCUAAAGACAUUAGAUGGUGUAAUCAGAAUACCAAGGGUGGUGAUUUUGUGGUUAGCUGUGGGAAAUACCCUAAUGUACCAUUGUUGGUGCAAGAUAAUCUAGAAUUGGUUAAGCAAGCUGCUGGAGCUUGGAGGAAUAUUCGGACUAAAGGUGCUACUGUCUAUGGAAAAUGUAACAACAUCUCUUCUUCCCAGUAUGACAGUUGGUUGCGAGAAAGAGCUCGAAUUACUCUUCUACCUUUUUCUAUGGGAGAACCAUCUGAUCCGGUUAUUGUUGAGUCUGUCAUCAUGGUUGAGUACAACAGUUUGAAGCAAGAAAAGGGAAUAACCGAUAAGUUGAAUGCGAAGCUGAGUGAAGGCCUCAGUGAAGAUAUACUGAAGAAAGCUUACAAGGCUGCUAAGGAGCAGUUAGGAAGAGCUGAAUAUAGGCUUAUUGAGCGCCAGCAAAGGUGGGAAGAAUUGUCUUAUCGCCAGAGACAGGUUGAGAUAGAAAUCAGAGUAGAAAAUGAGCAGCAUGAAGCACUUCGAUUGGCUGAACAAGAGAUCGUCGAACUAAAGGUUUGA
Lathyrus oleraceus (garden pea) is the source of this 1188-nucleotide messenger RNA. RefSeq lists its product as uncharacterized. Lineage: Eukaryota; Viridiplantae; Streptophyta; Magnoliopsida; Fabales; Fabaceae. The transcript has 3 exons. The record is from RefSeq and is a predicted model, not a curated record. The coding region runs from base 1 to 1188 and encodes 395 amino acids.